Messenger RNA from Bactrocera dorsalis (oriental fruit fly), 3606 nucleotides. RefSeq names its product scavenger receptor class B member 1. Gene Ontology annotation, molecular function: scavenger receptor activity. NCBI's taxonomy places the organism in Eukaryota, Metazoa, Arthropoda, Insecta, Diptera, Tephritidae. Gene Ontology annotation, cellular component: cytoplasm; membrane. Bases 728 to 2713 code for a protein of 661 amino acids. The record is from RefSeq and is a predicted model, not a curated record. The transcript has 11 exons.
AUGGUGUACAAUCAAUCCGUGGUGCUGGUUCUACUCUCGAGUAUUGCUUCGACAAGCGCAAGUUGAUAAGCAAAUUUAGCGAAAGUGAAGUUCUAAAAAUAAAAAUAUCAAUAAAAAAAUUUUAAUAAAAAAGUUUUAAUAAAAAAAUUUUAAUAAAAAAAAAUUUUAAUAAAAAAAAAUUUUUAUAAAAAAAUUUUCUUAAACAAAAUUUUAAAUAAAAAGUUUUGAACUGUAAAACAGUAAAAAAUUUUAAGGAAUAAAUUAAAAAUUAAUUUAAAAAUAUUUAACUAAUUUAAUAUUUUUUCAAAUUAAAAAAUUUAACAAAAACCGCAGUUUUUUUGUUAAAAACAAAAGUGUUCUAAAAAACGUAAGAAUAAAAAGUGUGGUGCAUAAAAAUAAAAAUUCAAUAAAAUUUUUGUAAAAACUAAAAUUUUAUUAAAAAACUUAUGUGUACAAAUAUUAAAGAAAUAAAUCAAAGCUCAAACACUCCUUCCACAUUUGGACAUUUUGGACAUCUUGGCAGCAAACUGAACUUAAAACACAAAGUAAGAAACAAUUUAACACAUAAAGGUUUAACAAAUGCUCCCACAAAGGAUAUUUUAACUGCAUAUAUUUCACAAAUCUUACAAAUAAAUUAAAAGUUCAAAGUUUUACUUCAAUAAUUUAUGCUGCUUGAGAGAUAAAUAAGUUCAUUGCUUGGUAAAAAGUGAAAAUUUGAAGCUGCACAAUGUUUAUAACUCUCUCACGCGCCUUUUUGUUACUCGCUCUUGGCAUACUGGCCAUCUCAACAGCUGUGCUGGUGAAAAUCUUUCAGCCUUACGACUUGAUCUUCAAAUGGAAACUGACCAUGUCGGAUGAUGGCGAGAUCUUUAAUUUGUGGGCCAAACCACCGGUAGAUCUUUACAUAAAGAUUUAUCUAUUUAAUAUAACGAAUGCUGAGGCUUUCCUGGCAGGACGCGAGAAAAUGAAUGUGGAGCAAGUUGGACCAUAUGUUUACAAAGAAAUCAUGACCCACGAAAAUAUCACCUUCAACGCCAACAACACAAUGUCUACAAGACCCAGUCAUCCAUUGGUGUGGCAAGAACAUUUAUCUGAGGGGCGUAAAGAAGACGAUCAGGUGGUCAUGUUGAAUAUUGCAAUGCUGGCAAUUUCUCACUUAACCGCUGACAAGCCACUAUUCCUACGCAUGGGCUUACGCACCUUGCUGGCAACAUCCAAAUCACAGCCACUUGUACGUAUGACAGCUAAGGAAUUCAUGUUUGGUUAUCAGACAUCACUGACUACAUUGGGUAACACAUUCUUCUCGAAUUGGAUAUCUUUCGAAAAAGUUGGACUUAUUGAUCGGAUGUACGACUUUAGCACCGACUACGAGACUUUCUACACGGGCGCAACGAAUCCCGCCAUAUCUGGGCUAUAUGCCACGUACCGCGGCAAAACCAACUUGCCACAAUGGGAUGGUGAACACUGCAGCAAUAUUGAGCUCGCCUCGGAUGGCACUAAAUUCAAGAGUUUCAUACAACCCAAUGAGACUAUUAAAUUCUUUAGAAAGAGCAUGUGCCGGCCCAUCAAUUUGUAUCGUACUGGUGAACCACAAACGUAUGGCAGCCUCACCGGUUACAAAUAUGUGUUUGAAGAGAAUGCAUUCGACAAUGGCGCCAACAAUGAGGCGAACAAGUGCUUCUGCAGAAAGGGAAAAUGUCAACCUCAAGGUCUAAUCGAUGUGACCGAUUGCUAUUACGGUUUCCCCAUAUCUCUAAGUUAUCCACAUUUCAUGAAUGGCGAUCCCGGUCUACUUGAUAAUAUCACCGGCGUGGAACCAGAUGAGAAGAAAUACUCCUCUGCAUUCGUUGUGCAACCGGAAUCCGGCUUGCCACUCUCCAUCUCCGCCAAAGUGCAAAUCAACAUGCAUUUCGAUGAUUUGAGCGCCUUCCGACAAGUCAGCCGUUUCAGUCACUUGACCGUGCCAAUGCUGUGGUUCGAUAUUAUGAUGCCCGAGCUGCCUGAAGCGCUGGACACACGCUUCAAUUUCUACCUCAACAUACUGCCCUACCUCGAUAUACUCGGCUACUGGGGCAGUCUCUUGCUCGGCAUUGCACUGCUGCUCUAUGCCGUUACACGCGCCACGCUACGCAUGUCGAAUUUGACACAAAUGAAUAAUAUUUCCGAUGGUAAAUACAGUAAAGCGAAUAUUCUGCGCGGCGUCACCAACACAGUGCACUGCAAUGACGUCUACAAGCCAUGUGAAAUGAAGCUACUGCAUCAGCAUGAAAAACAUCAGCAAACGCUUGAGGAUAAUAUAAUUACACGUCAUAACGAUAUGGAUAUGUCAGCGGAUGUAGAUUUGUUAUAUAAAGAAAUGUCAACGGCACAGCAGCGUCACGGUUCGUUUGCCUUGGAAUUGGAGCCCGCGUUAUCGGGUUCGGAGAGUGGUGAUGAUGAUGUGGAGAGCAACUCAUCGGCAUCGUCAUCAUUGUGCAGUCAUAAUUCGUCCACAUGUUCGUGUGUAACGGAACAAAGUCAAAAUGGUCAAAAGCAUGCGGAGGCGACAGCAAAUGAGACUUCAAUUAAUGUCGAUAUUAUUGAAAGUAAUCAAACACAAGCGAACACUGCUCUUAGCAUAAAUGCUAAUCAAGCAGCUCAGCAGACGACAACUAACAUUAGCAGAGCCAACAACAACGAACAACAACAUAAGAACAAUAGCAGGCAGUCAUAAUGCCAAAACGACACAUAAAUAUACAGUUUAACUGUAUACACACUCAGUUUGAAUAAUUUCAACGUGUAUUAAACAAAAACUAAAUAAUUCAAAGAAAACAUCGCACAUCGGGUUUAACGGUUAUGUUCAUUAUUUUUUAGUGUACCUUGGAUAUUAUCAUUACUACAUAACUGUAUAUGUAUAUAGUAGUUUAUUAGUUUUUUUAGGCGCAUUAAGGCUCUUUCUUUAUAUGCUAAAGUAUUGCUUUUUUCCACAACGCCUCAUAGUCUUAGUUAGUAUGUUUGUAUUUAUGAAAAAAAAAACGAUAUUUACAUUUUUCAAUUCUAAAUGUACCAAUGCAAUGCACAUGCUUUUACAGAAUUAUCAGUUGCGUCAAAAUUGCAGACUUUAAACUGGUUAUCAGCUGUGAUAAUUACAAAUGCAUGCAUACAACAAAUUUCGCCUAUGUAAUAUAUGUAAAUAUAUAUAUGCAUAGAUUAGUAUGUUCUUUAAGAUUGCAUGCAUUACUUAAACUGCUAAAGGCAUUCAAUGCAUUUGUGCAUAUUGAAAAAAUAAAAUAAAAAAUUAUAUAUUUAAGUAAUACCGCCUCCAUGAGGUGCGCAUCAACCAAAACCAUAUAAAUAAGUACAUAUAUUAUAAUCAAUUAUUCAUAUUUGUAUAUAUUUCUUUUUUACUCAUUACACAUGCCCUCUUUGAAUUUAAAUUCCAACUAUUGUUUGUACAAAGCAUAAAUCUUAAAAACUACGCGCUAAGCUUAAGAAGUUAGUAGUAUCUAAUUAUUGACAUACAUACACAUGUAUAUAUUACCGAUAUAUUGUGUUGAAAAUUCACGAAAUGCAAAUAAACUUGAAGUUCAAUUUCAUUAUAAAUACAUAUGUAAGUUUGUGCUUUUU